Messenger RNA from Penicillium maclennaniae, 1596 nucleotides. RefSeq names its product putative F-box protein (Pof7). The coding region runs from base 1 to 1596 and encodes 531 amino acids. Lineage: Eukaryota; Fungi; Ascomycota; Eurotiomycetes; Eurotiales; Aspergillaceae. The record is from RefSeq and is a predicted model, not a curated record. Gene Ontology annotation, biological process: SCF-dependent proteasomal ubiquitin-dependent protein catabolic process. Gene Ontology annotation, molecular function: protein binding. The transcript has 2 exons. Gene Ontology annotation, cellular component: SCF ubiquitin ligase complex.
AUGGAAGACAACGCCGAGCUCGAAUCAUUCCGCCGUGAGUGGCGCGAGGAGGUCUCUCGUCGAUCGAAACCCAGAUCUACCCCUCGUGCUGCUCAAGGAGUCACAUCUGCCACCCCACCGACACGGCUCCCACCCACUCGGCAUGCCGUGGUAGACCGCAAGGACCUUGAGGAGGAGGGGCCCCCGCCUGCCUCGUUUGACCCGGAGGAGCUGGCCCAGCAGGUUGGAGAGCUGAGUGUGCAACCAGAAGACGAAGUAGAUGGUGAUGGAUUCACUCGCCGUGACACGACAGAGCCCAACACCGCGUUGGAGCACUUUGAACGUGCGGUCGAGAAGGAAGCCGCUGGUAAGCUGGGCGACAGCCUUCAGCACUAUCGUAAAGCAUACCGACUGGACGCUGCGGUCGAUAAACAAUACCGAAACAAGCACUACGCCCAUGUAUGGAAGAAACCUGCACACCCGCCUGCCAACCAACUCUCUUCGGUCUCUGUGAUUGCGCCAGCGCCCGCCGAGGAAGACAAACUUUCUACCGCCGAGCUGAUCGCAUCUUUCGCACAUUUACCCAUCGCACAAGCAGAACCGAUAAUUGAGAACACCCCUCCUCCGCCGUGUCCCAUCUCCAAAGUCCCAUCGGAGGUGAUAGUGGAGAUUUUACACUACGUGGGACUACACGACCCAGCGGCUUUGGGUCGGAUGGCACUGGUAUGCAAGCGAUUUGCGUACCACUUUGCACAUGAACAACAGCUGUGGAGGCGGAUAUGUCAAUCGCGAGAAUUCGGAUUUGAGGGCAUGCACUACACUUUUGCCUGUGACCUCCACGGGCAUCCGAUUUUCACACUCGGUGGCACACGAUACACGCCGUUCCCAAGGGACGCCCCAGUGGAGAUUCCGAAACCUCUGACUUCCUGGAGCGAAGUAUUUCAGUCAUACCCGCGUAUCCGCUUCACUGGAUGCUAUAUCAGCACGGUCAACUACACCCGAGAGGGCGCCGCAUCCUCCUUCCAGACCGUGUCCUGGAAUAGCCCUAUCCAUAUUGUGACCUACUAUCGCUAUUUGCGAUUUUACCCAGAUGGUUCCGUAGUAUCACUGUUGUCCACAACUGAACCUGUCGAUGUUGUUCCAUACAUCAGCAAAGAGAACAUGAUGGCUGCAAGAGCCAUGCACAAAAAGGGCCAUCAGCGCCAAGUCUCCGAUGUUGGCCAGACAUUGUCCGGUGCUGCCGAUCCCGUCCCACCAGUUGCCCAAGCUGCGCUGAAAUACGGUCGCCGGGGUCGCUGGCGUCUGAUAUCGCCCGACCCCAUCCUUGCGUCCGAAGACCAGCCUGAACAAACUCCAUUAGAAGAGGCGCCUUCUACCGAUCCUCGCGAUGUCGUCAUAGAGACGGAGGGGGUGGAUCCUAAAUAUGUUUACACAAUGCUCAUGACACUGAGGUCUACCUCUUCCACAAAGUCGCAUGUGAAUCCUGCGAAGAAUACCAAGCUCGCUUGGCGCGGGUUCUGGAGCUACAAUAAGCUCACUGAUGACUGGGCCGAGUUUGGUCUUCGGAAUGAUCGUGCCUUUGUAUUCCGUCGAGUCCGGGGAUGGGGCCUUUCAUAA